GACUUGCGCAGUAGCGUCCGCGGCGGCGGCGGCGGCGGCGGCAGCACGGUCCGCGGCGGCGAGGUCCGCGGCGUCCCCCAGCCGGGAGGUCCGGCAGCCUCAGGCCGCCCGAGGCCUCCCGCGUCAUGUCGGCCCAGGGCGACUGCGAGUUCCUGGUGCAGCGAGCCCGCGAGCUGGUGCAGCAGGACCUGUGGGCCGCCAAGGCUUGGCUGAUCACGGCCCGCAGCCUCUACCCCGCAGACUUCAACAUCCAGUAUGAGAUGUACACCAUCGAGCGGAACGCGGAGCGGACGGCCACCGCCGGGAGGCUGCUCUACGACAUGUUUGUGAAUUUCCCAGAUCAGCCCGUGGUGUGGAGAGAAAUCAGCAUUAUUACAUCAGCAUUAAGAAACGAUUCACAGGAUAAACAAACCCAAUUUUUAAGAAGUUUAUUUGAAACUCUUCCUGGUCGGGUCCAGUGUGAAAUGUUACUAAAGGUUACGGAACAAUGCUUCAACACUUUGGAACGAUCAGAAAUGUUGCUUCUACUUUUGAGACGAUUCCCUGAAACGGUGGUACAGCAUGGGGUUGGCCUUGGGGAGGCACUAUUGGAGGCUGAAACUAUUGAAGAGCAAGAAUCUCCUGUUAACUGCUUUAGAAAAUUAUUUGUGUGUGAUGUCCUUCCUCUAAUAAUUAACAACCAUGAUGUUCGGUUGCCCGCCAAUUUGUUGUAUAAGUACUUGAACAAAGCAGCUGAAUUUUAUAUCAAUUAUGUCACUAGGUCUACUCAAAUAGAGAGUCAGCAUCAAGGUACCCAAGAAACGUCUGAUUUAAUGUCACCAAGCAAACGUAGCUCUCAGAAGUACAUAAUAGAGGGGCUGACUGAAAAAUCAUCCCAGAUCGUGGACCCUUGGGAGAGGUUGUUUAAGAUUUUGAAUGUUGUUGGAAUGAGAUGUGACUGGCAGAUGGAUAAAGGAAGACGAAGCUAUGGUGAUAUUUUGCAUAGAAUGAAGGAUCUCUGCAGAUACAUGAACAACUUUGAUAACGAAGCUCAUGCAAAAUAUAAAAACCAAGUGGUUUAUUCCACUAUGUUGGUCUUCUUUAAGAAUGCAUUUCAGUAUGUCAACAGCAUACAGCCGUCUCUAUUCCAAGGUCCUAAUGCCCCUAGCCAAGUUCCACUGGUUCUUCUGGAGGACAUAUCAAAUGUAUACGGUGAUGUAGAGAUUGAUCGCAGUAAACACAUACAUAAAAAGAGGAAACUAGCUGAGGGAAGAGAAAAAACCAUGAGUUCAGACGAUGAAGACUGUUCAGCAAAAGGAAGGAAUCGUCACAUCGUUGUCAAUAAGGCAGAACUUGCUAACUCCAUCGAGGUGUUGGAAAGCUUUAAGCUGGCCAGAGAGAGCUGGGAGCUGCUCUAUUCCCUGGAAUUCCUUGACAAGGAAUUUACAAGAAUUUGUUUGGCGUGGAAGACGGAUACUUGGCUUUGGUUGAGAAUCUUCCUCAACGAUGUGAUCAUCUAUCAGGGUCAAUAUAAAAAGGCCAUAGCCAGCCUGCACCACUUGGCAGCUCUCCAGGGGCCGCUUCCUCAGCCACAGAUCUCGGGACAGGGGACCUUGGAGCAUCAGAGGGCGCUCAUCCAGCUGGCAACCUGCCACUUUGCCUUGGGGGAGUACAGAAUGACGUGUGAGAAAGUCCUUGAUUUGAUGUGCUACAUGGUCCUCCCCAUCCAGGACGGAGGCAAGUCACAGGAAGAACCCUCAAAAAUAAAGCCCAAGUUUAGAAAAGGUUCAGAUCUGAAGCUUCUGCCUUGUACCAGCAAGGCUAUCAUGCCCUAUUGCCUGCAUUUAAUGUUAGCUUGUUUUAAGCUGAGAGCCUUCACAGACAGCAGAGACGACAUGGCGCUGGGGCACGUGAUCGUGCUGCUUCAGCAGGAGUGGCCGCGGGGAGAGACCCUUUUCUUGAAAGCCGUCAAUAAGAUUUGCCAGCAAGGAAACUUCCAAUAUGAGAAUUUUUUCAAUUAUGUUACAAAUAUCGACAUGCUGGAGGAGUUCGCCUACCUGAGAACUCAGGAAGGUGGGAAGAUCCAUCUGGAACUCCUGCCCAAUCAAGGGAUGCUGAUCAAGUCGCAAACAUUGUCUGAAGCCAUUGUGGACCUUCUGGGGGGCCCUCCAGCCGAGCGCAGAGAUGCAGGGAGCAGAGUCCAGCCUUCCCCCAGGCCUUCUAGCCCUCCCAUGGGGUUACUGCAGCAGGAAUUCUUACCUGUGCUUCAGCCCAGCAUACAGACUGCUGACAGGCACCACACGGUCACCCGGGGCAUCACGAAGGGCGUGAAGGAGGACUUCCGCCUGGCCAUGGAGCGCCAGGUGUCCCGCUGUGGGGAGAACUUGACGCUGGUGCUGCACAGGUUCUGCGUCAACGAGAAGAUCUUGCUGCUCCAGACUCUGGCCUGACCGGCCCUCCCGCCAGAGGCAGCCCACAGCCGCGGGGCUCUGGGGAGACAUAAAGCGCAGAUGAGAGUUGCCGUCAUCGCUCUUCAAAAGAGGAAGACCAUCGGGGUUUUAACUCAUUGGUCGCUUAGAAGUAGUUCCCAACAGUCCAAGAAGCUAUUUCUAUUUUUGUCGUAUUUUGUAAUUUUUGUAAAACAAAAGAAGCUGUUUUGUAAAUAAAAUCAUCCUAAAUUUGUG
Molecule: messenger RNA, 2663 nt
Organism: Delphinapterus leucas (beluga whale)
Lineage: Eukaryota; Metazoa; Chordata; Mammalia; Artiodactyla; Monodontidae
Source: RefSeq, a predicted model, not a curated record